Messenger RNA from Topomyia yanbarensis, 750 nucleotides. RefSeq lists its product as uncharacterized. The transcript has a single exon. The coding region runs from base 1 to 750 and encodes 249 amino acids. The record is from RefSeq and is a predicted model, not a curated record. Lineage: Eukaryota; Metazoa; Arthropoda; Insecta; Diptera; Culicidae.
AUGGACGUCGAACUGUCUCGAAGUCCUCCAAGGUCUCUGCGACGAUCAGAUCGGCACGCGUUGCACUUUAGUCCCCACGAAACCAUCAAAGUACUUGGAAUUAGCUGGGAGCCUGAAGCAGAUUACCUCCGUUUUCAUUCUCAGAUUCGAACAAGCAGUGAACCUCCUACGAAGCGGUCUAUCCUCUCCGACAUCGCCAAGUUAUUUGACCCUCUUGGACUCAUUGCCCCCGUCGUCAUACGUGCGAAAAUCCUGAUGCAGGAAUUGUGGUUGUUGUCCUGCGGUUGGGAUGAUCCUGUUCCAGAACCGAUCAAAUCGAGAUGGGAAAUCUACCACCAAGAGCUGGUGAAAAUAUCUGAGCACCAUGUCAACAGAUAUGCAUUUCUUCCGAGUUCCGUUAUACAGCUGCACACUUUCGCGGAUGCUUCUCAGGCAGCAUAUGGAGCUUGUACGUACGCCCGAUGUGAAGACGUCCAAGGAAAGGUGAGGAUUCAACUGCUAGCGUCGAAAUCCCGAGUAGCCCCGCUGAAACGAAUCACCAUCGCCCGGUUGGAAUUAUGCGCAGCCGUGCUAGCCGCUCAUCUACACGCGCGAAUCAAAAAGGCCAUCGACGUCAACGUUUCUGCAUCGUACUUUUGGUCAGAUUCCGCCGUCACUCUACAGUGGUUACGAUCACCUCCGAACGUCUGGCCAACCUUCGUCGCAAACAGAGUCUCGGAAAUACAGCAGUACACGAACGGAUGUCAGUGA